UAGUUUAGACAAGCUUUAAAAAUACAACAAUAUACGCGUCACGUUUUCCGCAAUACUAGGCUAACGUCUGUUUAAUAUUGUAAUUUAAUCAAGCAUAUCUCACUAAUGAGUGUCAACAGCCACGGUGUUUCUGGAGGGUCAAAUAUUGUGUAGAACCGUAGUUCGUUUAUUGUAGUUCAAGACAGGAACUAUGGCGGAGGCGGUGGUCAGUGGGGUUAGGGCUGAUGUUAACUCCGGUGAAAGCUCAGCAACUAAUGCAAUGGCAUAUUUGCAAGAUGAGAAGCCUGAUUCGGAUUUGGAUCCUGCCCUUAACCUGGGUGAUUUAGACUUGACCACUGAUGAGUUUAUCUUGGACGAAGUAGACAUACACAUCCAGGCCAAUCUUGAGGAUGAUUUGGUGAAGGAAGCCCUGAAAACAGGGGUUGACCUCAGGCAGUACUCGAAGCAAGUGGAAGCUGAGCUCCAACGCAUUGAACAGGCCUCGAUUAAAGACUAUAUUAAAGAAAGCCAGAACAUUGCAUCGCUUCACAACCAGAUAACUGCAUGUGAUUCCAUACUGGAGCGUAUGGAGGAGAUGUUGAGCAACUUUCAGAGCGACCUGUCCUCCAUCAGCAGUGAGAUCCAGACGUUGCAGCAGCAGUCCGUCAGCAUGAACAUGCGUCUGAAGAACAGGCAGGCGGUGCGGAGCCAACUCAGCCAGCUGGUGGAUGAGCUAGUGGUGCCCGGAGCCAUGAUCUCUGUAAUACUGGACAGCCCUGUUACCGAGCAGGAGUUUUUGGAGCAGCUUCAUGAGCUCAACAACAAGAUCAACUUUGCCAAGGAGCUCAGCUUCAGAGAGACCCUGGCCUGCUCCGACAUCCAGGACAUUGUGGACAGACUCAAGAUCAAGGCAGUGACAAAGAUCAGAGAGUUCAUCUUGCAAAAGAUCUACUCCUUUAGGAAGCCCAUGACCAACUACCAGAUCCCUCAGAACAACCUGCUCAAGUUCAGGUUCUUCUAUCAGUUCUUGCUGGCUAAUGAGAGGACGGUUGCUAAGGAGAUCAGAGACGAGUAUGUGGACACCAUGAGCAAGAUCUAUUACAGCUACUUCAAGUCCUACAGCAGUCGCCUCCUCAAGGUCCAGUAUGAGGAUGUGGCAGACAAGGAUGACCUCAUGGGUGUGGAGGACACAGCUAAGAAAGGUUUCUUCUCCAAGCCGUCCCUGAAAAGCAGGAACACCAUCUUUACUCUGGGCCAGCGGGGGGCAGUGUUGAGCCCUGCAGAGCUGGAGGGGCCCAUCCUCAUCCCGCACACUGCUCAGAGAGGAGACGUCAGGUACCCCUUUGAGACGCUGUUCCGUAGCCAGCACUUUGCCCUGUUGGACAAUGGUUGCCGUGAGUACCUCUUUCUGUCCGACUUCUUCAUGGUGGCUGGCAACUCGGCGCUGGACCUCUUCAACUGCAUCAUGGGAAAAACACUCGGCAUGUUUCUGAAGAACAUAUCCACCUACGUGUCUGACUGUUAUGACAGCAUUGCUGUGUUUCUAUGCAUCCACAUCAUCCUGCGAUUCAAAACCAUCACCGCUAAGAGGAACAUCCCCUCCCUGGACAAGUACUGGGAGGCAGUGCUGGAACUGCUGUGGCCGAGGUUUGAGCUCAUCCUGGAGAUGAAUAUCCAGAGCAUCCGCAACACUGACCCUCAGAAGCUGGGCGUGCUGGACACAAGACCCCACUAUAUCACACGACGCUAUGCGGAGUUCUCCUCCGCCAUCGUCAGCAUUAAUCAGACAUUCCCCAAUGAGCGCACCCAUACCUUGCUGGCUCAGCUCCAGGUCGAAGUGGAAAACUUUGUCCUAAAAAUGGCUGCCGAGUUUCCCUCCAGAAAGGAUCAGCUCAUAUUCCUCAUCAACAACUACGACAUGCUGCUCAGUGUUCUAAUGGAGAGGGCAGCUGAUGACAGUAAGGAGGUAGAGGGCUUCCAGCAGCUCCUCUUGGCUAGAAACCAGGAGUUCAUUGAGGAGAUUUUGUCACCCCCCUUUGGUGGCAUGAUUGCGUUUGUGAAGGAGAGCGAGGGCCUGAUGGAAAGAGGUCAGCUGGAUCGGCUGAAGAAUGAUGAAGCACGGAUCACUCAGCUGGUGAGGGGCUUCUCCAUCACCUGGAAGCAGUCAGUGGAGGCCAUGAGUCAGGAUGUCAUGAGAUCCUUCACCAACUUUAAAAAUGGCACCAGCAUCAUUCAGGGGGCGCUGACUCAGCUCAUCCAGUACUACCAUGGCUUCCACAAGGUCCUCUCUCAGCCCACGUUCCGCAGCCUGGCCGUGCGCUCCGAGCUCAUCAAUCUGCACCAUCUGAUGGUGGAGGUGAAGAAGCACAAGCCCAACUUCUGAUUGGAGGACUGAGACCCUGAAGAGCUAAGCUAAUUUACACAAACCCAACUUCUGAUUGGAGGACUGAGACCCUGAAGAGCUAAGCUAAUUUACACAAACCCAACUUCUGAUUGGACGACUGAGACCCUGGAGAACUAAGCUAAUGUACACAAACCCAAGCCAGUUUGGGACAACAAGGAGGUGAUGUCAGUGCGGCCUGAGUCAACACAUCCCUGUACCCAUGAGAAGACAUCAGAGGAUCCAGAGGACCCUUUGGUCUUAUAAACUGCACUUGCACUCUAAUGACAGUUUCCCUUGCGGUUGUGGGGUCUGGAUUCAGAAUAGGAUGCUACUGUAUACCAUUGGAGGGAGAGAACUGGUUUGCAGGAGACGCACUGUUGGAGAACGCUAACACUGGAUUAGGAGGUAGCUCUACAUUUUCUGUGGAAGCUGCUGGCAUGUAAGGAGCUGAAAUAUAAUGUAUAUAUGCGCUUUGUAUGUACAAUAAGGCAUUCCAUAUGUUUAAACCACGUAGCAGUGGGAGCUUUGGAAGCAUUUCAAUGGGUAUUCCAUUAUGAUUAAUAUAUUUAACUUAAGCAGAUAUAUUGGUGAUUAUUGUGGUUACAUCAUGUAUUGUUUCAGGUGGAAGUGCUCUAUCUGUCAAAAAAGUGAAUCUCUUGCAAUUCAAAAUUAUUCUGAUUACUGUUUUUGUUGUUAAGCAAGAUUGGUUUGCCUAUUUACAAUAAAGACAAGAAAGUGAUUUUAACUGAUGUAUUUCUUCAGAUAAUCUUUUGUCAAUUUAUAGUUCUGUGAAAACGGCCACCAGAAUAAAUAUCACCAAAUGUGAGUGAUAAACGUU
Clupea harengus (Atlantic herring) is the source of this 3200-nucleotide messenger RNA. RefSeq names its product VPS52 subunit of GARP complex (gene vps52). Gene Ontology annotation, biological process: endocytic recycling; lysosomal transport; Golgi to vacuole transport. Gene Ontology annotation, molecular function: syntaxin binding. The record is from RefSeq and is a predicted model, not a curated record. Gene Ontology annotation, cellular component: GARP complex. Lineage: Eukaryota; Metazoa; Chordata; Actinopteri; Clupeiformes; Clupeidae.